This is a messenger RNA of Westerdykella ornata, 755 nucleotides long. RefSeq lists its product as uncharacterized. Lineage: Eukaryota; Fungi; Ascomycota; Dothideomycetes; Pleosporales; Sporormiaceae. The record is from RefSeq and is a predicted model, not a curated record. The transcript is spliced from 3 exons. Bases 291 to 650 code for a protein of 119 amino acids.
AAUAGCCGCGGUAUCUACCAUAGCUCACCCCCGCGCCCCACCUCAUCCCGCGGCACUCUUCCGUCCAUAUCAACAUGCCCUUCACGCCCUACCAACUACAUUUCCAUAUCCACUCGUAACCGCCAUCCUCUUUUGAACGUUCGCCGCAUCUCUCCUCGCCAUUUCUCCGCCUUGCACUGCACUCACAACCCACCUCGCCGCUUCGUUCGACCCCAGCAUCCUUCAUCUUCCGCCGCCCUCUAGCCGCCUUUCUCCCCGGUCCUCCCCACUUCAUACUCUCAGCACACGCAAUGGCAUCCACCAGCAGCACGAGCACCACCACUCCCCAACAGCAGCUCCAAGAAUGGCUCGUCAUCGCGCCUGACCACGAGGGCGCCAUCGAGAAGCGCCUAGCGGUGCGGGAGCGGCAUCUAUCGGGGCUGAAGGAGGAUCCCGAGACCUUUUGGUUGUGGGGUGGAGCCAUGCUCGCCUCCCCUCUGGUUCCAGGCGAAACCCCCAAGAUGACCGGUUCCGCCAUGCUCAUCGGCGCCAAGACCAAGGAAGAGGUCAUCGAGCGGAUCAAGCGAGACAUCUACGUCACGAACGAGGUGUGGGACUGGAGCAAGAUCCAGAUUAUCCCUUUCAAGAGUGCGUUGCGGAAGGCGCUGUAGGUGGGAGCGUGGGAGGUGGGAGGUUGUGGUGAGGUGAUAUGAGGAAGGAGGAAUACGAUAUAUCUACCUACUACUGCGACGUAAAUCGCAAUGAAACCUGCUGCA